GAUCGCCAGACAUAUCCACCAGAACCAGAAUACCUUCCAAUCACUUGGUCUGAAUUCCUCUUGGCCACCCAACAAUUGAAAAGGGCAGCACCAGCGCCAGACAGUUUUGCCAACCACAUCUCUCACCAUGGGUCUCUCGGCAUUCGAGAUCUUGGACAUCCUCGAGCUCAUCUACUUUGUCCCUGCCCUGAUAGCUUCGGGUUAUGUCGUCUAUAAGCACGGUCAUCGCAAACGACUCGGCUGGAGAUUCCUCCUUAUGAUCUGCCUAUUCCGACUGAUCGGCGCCAUCACUUCUCUUAUUGAUGUCAGGCAUCCAUCCAGUGGCUUGACCAUCACUUACGAUAUCAUGAACAGCUUUGGGUUGUCGGCAAUCAUCUCCACAGCCUUAGCUCUCUUGGAUCGCGUCGAGGACGGCAUGGGACCACACGGUCUGCCACAUCAGGUCUUCCAGCUCCUCCACCUCCCAAGUAUUGUCGGUAUCAUCCUCAGCGUUAUCGGGAGCACGAAUCUUUUCAGCAAUAGUCACUCUGAUGUCUCCGCUGGCUUUACCGAACUCAAAGCAGCCGUGUGCCUAUUCUUAGUUGUGUUCGUCGCCGAUAUCCUCAUCGCCGGACAUUGCUUCUUAAAGAUCACUCACAUCUUACCUGGAGAACGACGGCUGUUGUUUGCAGUUGCCCUGGCUCUGCCCUUCAUGGCGGUCCGCAUGAUCUUCUCCAUUCUGUGCGUCUUCGCCAAUGACCCCAAAUGGUUCAGCUCUUGGAGCCUGGAGUGGACUGCCAUCCUUGUUCACGGCAUAUUGGGCGUUCUUAUGGAGGCCAUCAUUGUCACGAUAUUCAUCGUGGCUGGCCUAACCACGGUACCAGCAGUACUGCCACUGGCGCAUGAAGGCAAAGUUACCUACGAUCUGGGCGCCCGGAGCGUCUAG
Messenger RNA from Cladophialophora immunda, 925 nucleotides. RefSeq lists its product as uncharacterized. The coding region runs from base 128 to 925 and encodes 265 amino acids. The transcript has a single exon. Lineage: Eukaryota; Fungi; Ascomycota; Eurotiomycetes; Chaetothyriales; Herpotrichiellaceae. The record is from RefSeq and is a predicted model, not a curated record.